Molecule: messenger RNA, 1163 nt
Organism: Rhagoletis pomonella (apple maggot)
Lineage: Eukaryota; Metazoa; Arthropoda; Insecta; Diptera; Tephritidae
Product: myb-like protein Q
Source: RefSeq, a predicted model, not a curated record
UUCAAUGAUUUAUUACCGCCACUGCUCGAUGCUGAGUUCGAGCAGGCAAAAACGACGUCGACAACAGUAGCAGCAACAAGACCAACAACAGCAACAACGACUACAACCUCAACUACUACCACGACUACUACGACGCCAGCGCCAACAACGACCCAAGCUCCGACGACGACCACAACCCCCACCAGCACAACCACCAGAAUCACUACGACCACCGAGGCAACAACUAGUACAACCACCUCAGUAAGAGCGCCAUUAACAGCGGCGCCACCGAAACCAACUAAAGCUGCAACAGCACAACAACUAAAGAAGUCACAAUUCCAAUUGGAACAGCAAAAGCAACAGCAGCAAAAUCAACAACAAAAACAACAGUCCUUGACAUUACCAACGUUAGAUUUAAAUCCAGAAGUGCCACCACCAUUGCCUGAUGCAGAAGCACCGGUAGCGCCGGUCAAGGUGCCAGAGUUUAAACAAGCCGCUUCCACGCAGCAUUUGCAACAUGUGCAGGCAGCGCAAACACAAUUUCAUACAAUACAACAACACUUACAGCCACAAAAGCAACAACAACAGAAGCAACAGUUUGCCAAGCAAUUUCUGCAACAACCACAAAUACAGCAUAAGUUGCAGCCACAAGCUGCUGCAACUAUCAACAAAGUGGCACAUACACCGCAGCAGGCACCACAAGUACGCCAGCAGCAGCAGCAAGUAAAUAUCGAACAACUACAACAAUAUCUUCAAUACGUUUAUCAUCCGACGACACGUCGGCCAUCACGCGGCAUGUUGCCCACACUGACGCCAUUUCCGCGGCAUUUGAAGUGAAGUGAAGUGAAGUGAAGUAAAGUGCCGUGUGGUGAAUAAAACUUUGCGAUGGCUUGCCCACCACCAUCACACUUCAAGAAGACUUAACUUAUUCUCGCGAUAACUUAAACCCACUCAACUCAUUUUCAGUGAUUAACUAGUUAGUUUUAUGGAAAAUAAUAUGAAACGAAAAGGCAACGAAGCGAAAUAUGGAAUCUUAAUGCCGGCAAGUUUAUAAAUAAAUAUUUUUUAUUCACAUACUACAUACAAAACAUUCAAAUAUAAGUUAAAUAAAAAAAAAAAUAAUUAGCUGGUUUUUAAUAUAGUGUUUUAAAUAAAUUUAUUCGGAAUGAAUGUACCCGUUGAUU